AUGUUGUCUUCUCAACCCAUCAAGAUUCUCAUAGCCAAUCGAUCCGAGAUAGCAUGCCGCCUCGUCAGGACGUACUCGCUCUACUCCAGCAUCCACAUAGUAGCUCUGUUCACUCCCUCUGAGAAGGAUGCGGCACACGUGCGCCUUGCAACCUCAUCAGUUGCCCUCCCAGGAGAAGGUCCACGUGCAUAUCUGGACGCGGCCAAUAUUGUGGACAUCGCGAAGAAAGAAGGAUGCUGGGGUAUCGCACCGGGCUACGGCUUCUUGUCCGAAGACGCUGGGUUCGUGAGACUAUGCGAGGAUGAAGGCAUCGUCUUCAUCGGACCAUCGAGCGAGCAGUUGGCACGACUUGGAAACAAGAUCAGCGCGAGGUCAUUAGCGGCAGAUGCAGGGAUACCGGUUCUAGAGGGCACGACGACCGUAUGCGGUCGAGGUUCCUCCAUCGCAGAAGUACUGGCGUUCGCAAAGAGCCUAGGCCCAGCCAGCAAAAUCAUUCUGAAGGCCGCAGCUGGCGGCGGAGGGCGCGGCAUCCGCAUCAUUGAUGACAGUACGGACGAGCAAGCCAUCCGCUCGGCUUACGAGGCUUGUCAGCGAGAGGCACAUGCAUCCUUCGGCGAUGGGAGCUUGUUCGCGGAGCGAUAUCUGCACGGUGCCAAACACAUCGAGGUCCAGCUUCUCGGAGACGGCACUGGAGAAGUCUGCCAUUUCUGGGAAAGAGAAUGCUCGCUCCAGCGCAGAAACCAGAAAGUCAUCGAGAUUGCGCCUUCGCCUUCCAUCACGCCACGGCUGAGGCGAGCCAUCAUCGAAACGGCGGUGAAACUAGGGAAAGUAGUGAAGUUGCGGAGUCUCGCCACAAUCGAGUUUCUUGUCGAUGCAGCAGGCGGAGGCUAUUAUUUCAUGGAGGCGAAUCCCAGGAUACAGGUCGAGCAUACCAUUACCGAACAGAUCAAUGGCAUUGAUGUAGUGGAUUUACAGCUUCAGGUUGCCUUGGGACGCACGCUGGCAGAUCUGCAGCUAACGCGGGAGCCUCCACCACCUCGACUGACAUCCAUACAGCUACGCAUCAACGCCGAAAGCUUCACGCAAGAUGGCACCGCGCAGCCUGAAGCGGGAAGUAUUCGACAGGCACAUUUCCCUCCAGGAGCGGGCGUGCGAGUCGAGACAGCUCUUGAAGGAGGCCGGUCGUAUGCCGUGAGCCCUUUGUUCGACAACCUUUUGGCGAAACUCAUCGUCACCUCUUCUUCGUACGAGUCCGCCCUGCGGCUCGCUCGUCGGGCCAUCGACGAGACAAGGAUCGUAGGAUGCCGAACGAAUCAGGCGUUCCUAAUGGCUUUGCUGGAUCUCCCAAUCGUGCAAGAGGGCAAGAGCAACAUUUUGACCAUCCAGGAGAACUUCGUGGCGCUGUACAGCGCCACGCAGCAGAUCGAAGACGCGUUGCGGGCUAAAGAAGGUGACGGCACCUCCGAAGAAACUAAUACCUCACCAAAGGAGGACGCGGCCAAAAUUGAGCGACCUGAAGGCUCUGAAGAGUUGCUCGCGCAUAUCACCGGCGUUGUCCUUUCCAUCAAGGUGAGUGCAGGCGACAAGAUCACUGCUGGCCAAGAAUUGGUCAUUCUAGCGGCCAUGAAGAUGGAACAUUCCGUCCGGAGUGCCUACAAUGGCGUUGUGGCCAAGGUGGCCGUCACGCAAGGGCAGCAAGUCAACGCCGGGGAUGCCCUUCUCUUCACCCGCUCUGAUGGCGAUAAUUCGUCUAGCAAUACGGACGAUCUAGCCGAAACCGCGAACCCAGAGAAGCUGCGGCCGGAGCUGACGGAGCUGAACGAACGCAAGGCCUUUCUACGGUACUCUGUCCGCGAAGAGGACGUCGCCAAGCGCCAUGCAAACGGAUACCUCACAGGCCGGGAGAAUCUCGACUUACUCGUAGACAAAGAUUCAUUCAACGAGAUUGGAGACCUUGUGGUCGCGGCACAGAGGAAAAGGUACCCCCUGUCCUAUCUCAUCGCUCGAACCAGCGGGGAUGCCAUCAUCGUAGGCUGGGCGACGAUAGACUCUCACCCAGUCGCAGUCGUCAUUGGCGACUACCUCGUCCUUGCCGGCACACAAGGACACUUCCAUCAUCAGAAGUUGGACCGUAUCUUCCAAUCAGUCAUUGAUCACCCUGCGCCCCUGGUGUUGUACGCGGAAGGGGGCGGCGGAAGACCAGGCGACACCGAUCACUUGGGCAUGGCGGGCCUAAAGACGCCAUCAUUUGCUUUGCUGGGCGAGAUCAAGGCACGAGGGAUUCCAUCUGUCGCAGUAGUGAACGGAUACUGCUUUGCCGGUAACGCCGCACUCUUGGGGACAUGCGACAUUGUCAUAGCCACAAGAGGCGGUUCCAAAGAUGCGCCGUCGAGAAAGUCCACCACGAUCGGCAUGGGCGGUCAAGCCAUGAUCGAGGGUGGUGGCCUGGGCCGGUUCGAGCACGAACAUAUCGGUCCGGUCGACGUCCAUAUGCGCUCCGGUGGCAUUGAUGUGCUAGUGGACACCGAGGUCGAAGCCGCGCCGCUCGUCCGCAAGAUUGUUGCGCUGUUCACGCAUCCGCGGCUGCCACCGUCGGAGACGCGUUACACAUCGGAUCCUCUUCGCCUCCGCACCGCAGUGCCGCCCCUGUCAUCUCGUCGCCGAGCCUAUGAUGUUCGUCGCGUGAUCAACCUAGUUCUCGACGACGAUAGCUUCAUCGAGUUCUGUCCCGAGUGGGGCCUCUCGGUGCUCACCGGCUUUGGCCGCAUCAAUGGCCAGGCCAUCGCAAUCAUCGCCUCCAACUCCUCAUCCCCAUUAGGCGGCGCCAUCGACGUCACGUCCGGAGCAAAAGUCAACCGCCUUCUACGUCUGCUCAUCCGCCUAGGCGGCAUGCAUCUCCUCAGUCUCUGCGAUACCCCCGGAUUCAUGGUCGGGCCGGACUUUGAGCGCUCGACCGAAGCUCAAGGCGCCGGGAGCACGUACCGCUGCUUCGGCGACUGGUUCGGCAACUCGCAGGAGUUUGCCCUUCUCGGCGGCCGCGUGCUGGGAAUCGUCCUGCGAAACGGUUUCGGACUGGGCGCGCAAGCGAUGCUCGGUGGAGGGAGUUUGAACAACAGCAUGUGCGUGGCGUGGCCGAGUGCCGUCUUCGGAGGCAUGGGGAUCGAAGGCGCCGUAAGGCUUGCGUACAGGAAGGAGUUGGAAGCUAUCACAGAUCUGGAAAAGAGGAAGGAAAAGGAGCAGGAGAUGAUCGAUCACAUGUACGACGAAGGCAAGGCCAUCAACAUGGCCAUGGCGGCUGAGAUCGACAGCGUGAUUGAUCCGGCUACGACGAGGAAAUGGCUGGAGGCGAUGAUCAAGGUGUUGCCGGAGAGAGUGCCGAGCUAUGUCAAGGCAAGAAGACGUGCGAAGAUGUAA
Cladophialophora yegresii CBS 114405 is the source of this 3414-nucleotide messenger RNA. RefSeq lists its product as uncharacterized. Bases 1 to 3414 code for a protein of 1137 amino acids. The transcript has a single exon. The record is from RefSeq and is a predicted model, not a curated record. Gene Ontology annotation, molecular function: ATP binding; ligase activity; metal ion binding. Lineage: Eukaryota; Fungi; Ascomycota; Eurotiomycetes; Chaetothyriales; Herpotrichiellaceae.